This is a messenger RNA of Carcharodon carcharias (great white shark), 3951 nucleotides long. RefSeq names its product GTPase activating Rap/RanGAP domain like 3 (gene garnl3). The record is from RefSeq and is a predicted model, not a curated record. Gene Ontology annotation, biological process: regulation of small GTPase mediated signal transduction; activation of GTPase activity. NCBI's taxonomy places the organism in Eukaryota, Metazoa, Chordata, Chondrichthyes, Lamniformes, Lamnidae. The transcript has 31 exons. The coding region runs from base 64 to 3183 and encodes 1039 amino acids. Gene Ontology annotation, molecular function: GTPase activator activity. Gene Ontology annotation, cellular component: cytoplasm.
GCAGCAGAUGAAAUGUCUAGUUCCAUUGACUAGAACUGGUUGUGUUGAUCGAGAAGCGCAUGCAUGGACAUGAGCAGUGCGGAUACAGCUUCCACUAAACUGCUGAGUUUCACACAACGUUCUGCCUCCGAAGACCUGGGCUGUCGGCGUGGGGAGUUCAGCAGGAAACACUAUGGUUCUGUGGAGCUGCUUAUUUCCAGUGAUGCGGAUGGAGCCAUACAGAGAGCAGGAAGAUUCCGGGUGGAAAAUGGAUCAAGUGACGAGACCACUGACUACACACCAGGAACAUGGCACCGAACUGAUGUGCAUUUGGAGAACCCAGAAUAUCACACCAGAUGGUAUUUCAAAUAUUUUCUAGGAAAAGUUCAUCAGAAUUAUGUAGGUACAGACACAGAAAGGAAUCCUUUCUUUCUUUCAGUUGUCCUUUCUGACCAAAACAAUCAACGUGUACCACAGUACCGCGCAAUUCUCUGGAAAAAAACAGGUACACAGAAAAUAUGCCUUCCUUAUAGCCCUACAAAAACACUUUCUGUCAAAUCUAUUUUAAGUGCCAUGAACAUUGAUAAAUUUGAAAAGGGGCCCAGGGAAAUUUUUAAUGCAGAAAUACAAAAGGACUUACUGGUGUUAGAAGAACAGGAGGGGUCGGUGAAUUUUAAAUUUGGAGUUCUGUAUGCUAAAGACGGACAACUGACAGACGAUGAAAUGUUUAGCAAUGAAACUGGGAGUGAAAGUUUUCAGAAGUUUCUGAAUCUCAUGGGUGAAACAAUUACAUUGAGGGGCUGGAUUGGGUACAGAGGAGGACUUGACACUAAAAAUGACACGACAGGAAUACAUUCCAUAUACACUGUAUAUCAAGGACACGAGAUAAUGUUUCAUGUCUCCACAAUGUUGCCGUACUCUAAAGAAAACAAGCAACAGGUGGAAAGGAAACGCCAUAUUGGGAAUGACAUUGUAACCAUCGUAUUCCAAGAAGGAGAGGAAUCAUCACUGUCCUUCAAACCAUCGAUGAUUCGUUCCCAUUUCACACAUAUCUUUGCCUUAGUCCGAUAUAACAAGCAAAAUGAUAGUUAUCGGCUCAAGAUAUUUUCUGAAGAAAGUGUACCACUGUUUGGACCUCCUCUCCCUUCUCCACCAGUGUUUACAGAUCAUCAUGAGUUCAGGGACUUUGUUUUAGUUAAAUUAAUAAAUGGAGAGAAAGCGACCCUGGAAACCCCAACAUUUGCUCAGAAACGUCAGCGUACCUUGGAUAUGUUGAUACGAUCUCUGUAUCAAGAUCUCAUACCAGACUUGCAUAAGGAAAUGAAUGAAAUCCAACUAGGCUGGAUAACAAAUAUGUUAAAUAGGAGGUCGUUCAGCGAUGUGCUGCCAGAAUCACCCAAAUCAGCACGGAAAAAAGAAGAAGCACGCCAAGCAGAAUUUGUCAGAGUGGGCCAGGCCCUCAAGCUGAAAACAAUCGUCAGAGGAGACGCUCCCACUAGUUUGGUAACCACUGGCCUGUACAGGAAAGAGGAUGACCUGGAUGAGUUUAGCAGAUCCUUGGUUCAUUUUCCAGCCAGCAGCACAUUGGAUGAAGGAGUAAAGACUUUUACUUGGUCAAAAAGAAGGAACAAUCCCUGGGAGCCUCAGUGUUUCUGCAGUAAUUUCCCCUUCGAAAUCAUCUGCAGUGAUUCCUGGGGACAGUCGUUACUAAUCUCCACAGACGCUGGAGUAUUGUUGUUAGACGAGGGGCAGACCCCAGUGCCGGUCUUUGACAGGACGUUGCCAGUGAAACAGAUGGACAUCUUGGAAACUCAGGACCUCUUGCUCACCAGAUCUGACAAAGGGAAAGAUGCACGUCUGUUCGUCUUUAGACUGAGCGCAAUCAAGAAAGCUCUGGAGGAAAAGCAACUGGUGAGGAGCAAAUCCGAUUGCAAGGACAACAAGCUUGAAAAAACAAAAGGCUGCCAUUUGUACGCCAUCAACACGCAUCAUGGCACUGAGCUGCGGAUUGUCACAGCCAUUCGGAACAAGCUGCUGCUCAUUACGAAGAAAAAUCUCAACAGCUUUCCAAGCCUGCAAACAUCUGCAGAAUCACCUGUUGAGGAAUUCCAGUACAUCAGGGAAAUAUGCUUGUCUGACCCACCCGUCGUAAUGACCCUUGUGGAUGGACCCACUGGAGAAAAUGACAACCUAAUCUGUGUUGCAUACCGCCAUCAGUUUGACUUAGUGAACGAGAGCACGGGGGAAUCCUACAGGUUGCACCAUGUUGAUGCAAGUAAGGUUAAUUUUGUUGCAGCUAUUGAUGUGUAUGAAGAUGGUGAAGCAGGACUAUUACUCUGUUAUAACUAUGUCUGUUACUACAAAAAGGUGUGUCCCUUUAAUGGUGGUUCUCCAUUGAUCCAGCCUUCAGCUUCAGAUUUCCAUUUCAGCUGGAAUCAGGUUCCUAAUGCUAUAGUCUGUGUGUUUCCUUAUAUUUUGGCCUUCACUACUGAUUCCAUUGAGAUUCGCCUGGUAGUGAAUGGAAACCUCGUUCACACAGCUGUAAUGCUUGACCUUCAUCUCACAGCAUCACAGUCAGAUAUUUAUUUUACGUCUGCUGCGGCAUCAGUGAAUGCAGCCUCUAGUGGCAGCUCAAAGGAAACAAGCUCACACAGUUCUCCACAAACUCCAACAGGACAGGAGAUGCCUGUGCUCCCCUCAUCUCCAGGUGAAGGUGAAAUUCAGUGGAAGCACAUCUAUAAGAUUCCUCUCAGUAACCUCGUUGGAAGGAGCAUUGAGCGGCCUCUGAAGUCACCGCUGGUUGCCAAGGUUAUUACCACCCCUACAUCCAGCGGAAUUGCAGCAAUGCCAGUAGCCCAUUCGCUUUCACUUUCCCGCAUGGAGAUCAAAGAGAUUGCAUGCAGAACACGCAAAGAGUUGCUGGGCUUGACAACUGAAUCAACUACAACCAAAUUUGACACUGCUCCAAAGCAGAAAAAAUGGGCCCGGAAAGGAGUGGAUGAAGAGCUCAGGAAAGGUGCUGUGAGAUCGACAAGCAGCGACAGGAUUCUAGCGGAGAUAAUUGACACUGAGGCGGAAACCCAGCGUCAUUUAUCCACCAGCUCCGACCCAGACACAGCAGCAAACAGAGAAGAGAGCCCACCAGCCAGCAGCGCAUUUCAUCUGAAUGCUUCUUUUGAUGAAGAGAUUCUGGACUUGAAGUGAUAACCGGGAGACUGUUGUAUUUUUUUUUUGUUUAAAGACCCUUCAUUUUCCCUCCUGACAAAUCGGUAACCAUAGCAACCUACCCAAAAUGUAUAGUGCAUGUCUGCUCAGUUCUGUUAUUGCUGUUGCACUUCGAAAGACCUCUGUCCUCCUAUUUAAUGUGAAUUUCACACAUUUAAUAUGAGUCUUGACUAAAAGUUUUGGAAUAUUUUUGCAGAUGAUUUAACUUCUUAUUAUUUAUUACCACAUAUUUAUCUCGUUGAAUGGAAGAACUUUGUUGGCUGAGGUUUGUACAUUUUGUUUCGUCGGCCUAAUGUUUGGUUUUGAAUCCUUGGCCUCUUAGCAGUGGUUUUGUACUCAAUGAAUAUGUACUGUCAAAACUGUUGCUGGACCUCUGUGAUGGGAAAAAAAAACACCAACUGUCUUAAAAUAUUGUAUUGCCAUUGUUUUUAAUGCCAAGAAUUAAAUGUAAAUGUUUUGUGUUUCAAAUGUUGCCUCUAAAAUUACUGAAUUCGUACCUACAAAAAUAUCUAUUUUCAGUGCUAUAGUGCACUGCUGUGAAAGUAGAUUAUAAUUCUGUUAAUUAAUAUGAAAUGAAUAUUAUGGGAUAUAAAAUGUGUUUUUCUUUACAACUUAAAAUAUAUUCAUUUCACCUGAUAAGUAAAUAUUUUUGUUAAGUGAAUGGAAAUUUAAAAAAAUGAAAAAGCAUUUUCUGGCUAAUCUUAAUGUAUUUACUCCAGAGGUGAUCUUCAGGGGCAGUCUUUGUGA